UUUCGUCUUAUACACAACAGAUUUGAAUGCUGUUGAAGUGUUGACACUGUUAUAUAUAUUAAUAAGGUUUAUCAAUAUACAAGAGACACAGUGUGGGUCCGGGACAGUUUUCUAGUUAUUCAUACAUUGUUGAAUAUAUAAAAGACGUUUCUAUGACGAAAAUGGCGGGGAAGUGGUUGAAAUCUCUCGUGGUGGUGCUGGUGAUAGCAGCGGCGGCGGCUGAUGUGCCCAUUUCUGAUGAGUUGUUCUACCGCGCGCCGCGACUGUUCCGUAUGGAUGACUUCGACAAGUGCCAGUUCCAGAACGCCACCUUCUGCAUGGGCGUCUUCGAGAUCACACCCGAGGGUGAGCGAGGCUACAAACUCUACCAGGAGAUGAUAAAAGUGUCCGAGAAUGGUUUCCGUCAAAAUCGUUCAGUGAUUCACCGCGCGUCUUGCCUAGCUCCACGUGAUGAAGAACAAGACCUGUCUGCAGAGCUGAAGGAGGAAGAUCCAGUUGUUAAGUUCGAGCGCUGCGUGAAUCGUGAACUCAAGAAGUAUGAGUGGCACGCUCGUCUGAAGAAACUCCAGUACUGCAAGAGCAAACAGAACGCUGGCAUUCGUAAAAGGGACUUAACGGAUUGGCUCGUCGCGGCUGUAAUCGGAAUCAUUAUAUUCAUGAACGUUAUUGGCACUCUUUACGAUUUAAAAAAAGACCCCUGUGUUAAACCCAACAAGUUCCUCAUGGCGUGGUCGCUCCGAAGCAACUGGAGCCGCCUCACUGCCGUGCACAGCGGCGACCAGCGGCUGGACGCGCUCGCCCCCAUCCAUGGCAUCAAAGCACACAUGAUCAUUCUGACCAUCUUCGCCCACGCCACCUUCGCCAUGACUAUGGUCUACCCGCAUGAUGAGAGGGAAGUGGAUGAAAUAAGUGACUCCAUAGCGGGCACCAUCGGCUCUAACGGCACGAUCUUCGUCCAGACGUUCACCAUGGUCUCCAGCUUUCUGCUGGGCUACAUGCUCCUUAUCAGCUUCGAGAAGGCGAAAAUGUCGCCCAGCAUCACACACUGGCCAUCCAUCGUUUUCAGCAGAUACAUGCGAAUGGCUCCAUCUCUGCUAUUCGUGGUGGGCCUCACCGCCACCUGGAUAGCUGGAUUCGCGAGCGGCCCCAUGUGGUACCUGGUCGAGGAGAUGGAAAGUGCUUGUCGAAAGAAGUGGUGGUCGCAGCUACUCUUUAUCAACAAUAUUGUGGCGCCGGAUGACCGCUGUCUUAUUCAAUCAUGGUUCUUCGCGGUAGAAAUGCAGCUGUUCAUGGGGGCCGUGAUCUUGGCUCUGCUGCUGGCAUCAAGACCUCGUCGUGCCCUGCGUGUCAUCGGCGCGCUGUACGUGCUCACCCUGGGAGUCAACUUUGCUCUCAACCUGUCUUGGAAGAUGCAGCCUGUUGUGAAAUUCGCUACAACUGAUAACGUCCGAACUAUGGCGGUGGGAGUGGAUUCCUACACGUGGAUGUUCUCAGCCCCUUGGACCAGCGUUCCAUCCAACCUGCAUGGGCUUUUCCUGGCCUUUCUCAAGUACCAGCUCGAUAAGACCGGCUUCAAGCCCGACAAGCAUAAGUGGAUUACAAAGACAACAUACAUCGUGUACGGCUGCAUGAUCGCGUGGCUGCUGGGGGGAGACCUGGUGAAGCGCACAGACGAUCCAUUCUGGCUGGCGGUGUACGCCACGCUGGACAGAAACGUCACGAAUCUCAUGGUCACCUUCCUCGUCUUCGCUUACAUCCACGGGCAAGGCGGCUUCGUGGUGCCAUAUCUGAGUUGGGGCGGGUUCCAGAUCAUGAGCCGCGUGGUGUUCCCGGCCAUGCUGGUGCACUGGCACGUCAACCUCAUGUCGGUCGCUGCCUACCCCGCGCCCGUCCACGUCACCUUCAAUACUGUGAUGCUGAAUUUGAUGUCCAGCAUAGUGGUGACGACGAUGUUCUCUAUUCCGCUGCACCUGCUGGUGGAGCUGCCGAUGCAGAGGAUGCUGAGCUAGGUCACACUUCCAAUGAAGAAGUU
Messenger RNA from Amyelois transitella, 2032 nucleotides. RefSeq names its product nose resistant to fluoxetine protein 6. Lineage: Eukaryota; Metazoa; Arthropoda; Insecta; Lepidoptera; Pyralidae. Bases 153 to 2009 code for a protein of 618 amino acids. The transcript is spliced from 12 exons. The record is from RefSeq and is a predicted model, not a curated record.